GCAAUAUAGUGUAUCUGUUAACCUUUUGGAUCUAUAAAUAUCCUUCAAUAUGGUGCUACUUUGUGAGAAUCAUGUGUUGAAUGUUGUUGUUUAUAAACUAGAAGAUUCCAUGUUAAUCAGUACAUCUGUAAGAACAGGAAGGGGAGGAGUGUGAAAAUGCAAUUAUGUCUGGGAAUGUAAAUGCUGUGCUGCUUGCAGUGUAUUUUGACUCCAUUAUGUAGUCUAUUCCUCAUCUUGCUAGCUGGUCUGGGAGAAAGAUAAUGAACCUUUGGUGAAGAAAAUGAAAGGUUUAUUUGUUGUGUCUGUAGUACUGUCCUUAUCAUUGGCCACAAACAGAACAUCUGAUGACGUUGUUUUAACCGCCUGGCCUAAGGGACAGCUCUUCUACAUCGGGGAACCCAUGGUUCUGACAUGUGAAGUAAAAAGGAACUCUUCAGAGGAGUGGAUCUACAGUUGGUUUAGAAACCUCAGUAAGGCUUCUAGCCCCGGCCAUGCUCACAGAGUGAACAAUCAAACUUACUCUAUUUCAGCGCUGACCCAUGAAGACAAUGGCACAUACCAGUGUGGAGCUCAGAAUAAGAACAUGUCCAUGCUCCAGAAUAACACUGUGUCUAUAAAAGUCACAACAGACCCACCUCCUGCAUCCCUGGAGGUCUCGCCUAACAGCAGUCAGCACUUUAAGGGUGAACAGUUUUCUCUAAACUGUUCAGUACACGAUAAUACAUCAACACUCUGGGUCCUGAAGCGGCUCCGCGUUGCUGAAGAAAAUGUAAAAAGUUGGAAGCCGGAGGGCAAACCUGAGCAACCUUACGAAUGGAGCUUUAACGUCACUAGUGGGUUAAGUGGCUUGUACUGGUGUGAAGCAGCCGGAGGGAAUCAGCGCAGCAAUGCCAUCAGCAUCAUUGUGAGCGAUAACUCAGAGAAAAAAAAGAACUAUAUAGCGCCGUGGGUCUGGGCCGUCUGUGUCAUCGUUAUCAGUGUGAUUCUGAUGUCUGUCACCUUUCUGCUUGUAACAAGCUGCAGAUGUGGAGAAUUUAAUGCCCAUCAGGAAAUGCCUAGAACCAAACAGGAUGUGACAGAGGUCCAGUGGGAUCUGCCCUGGAUGGAGAUGACUAAUCUGCUGGAUAAAUCGGUGUACCCUGGCAACUGAGCAUCUUAUAAACGGUUUAUAUAGUGUUAGUCUGAUUAUAAUACAACAGUGCAGAAUUGCCAAAAGUAUUCGCUCACCCAUCCAAAUAAUCAGAAUCAGGUGUUCCAAUCACUUCCAUGGCCACAGGUGUAUAAAAUCAAGCACCUAGGCAUGCAGACUGUUUUUCCAAACAUUUGUGAAAGAAUGGGUCGCUCUCAGGAGCUCAGUGAAUUCCAGCGUGGAACUGUGAUAGGAUGCCACCUGUGCAACAAAUCCAGUCGUGAAAUUUCCUCGCUCCUAAAUAUUCCACAGUCAACUGUCAG
Hemibagrus wyckioides is the source of this 1452-nucleotide messenger RNA. RefSeq lists its product as uncharacterized. Gene Ontology annotation, molecular function: transmembrane signaling receptor activity. The record is from RefSeq and is a predicted model, not a curated record. NCBI's taxonomy places the organism in Eukaryota, Metazoa, Chordata, Actinopteri, Siluriformes, Bagridae. Gene Ontology annotation, biological process: cell surface receptor signaling pathway. The transcript has 7 exons. Bases 281 to 1150 code for a protein of 289 amino acids.